Molecule: messenger RNA, 1666 nt
Organism: Calliphora vicina (urban bluebottle blowfly)
Lineage: Eukaryota; Metazoa; Arthropoda; Insecta; Diptera; Calliphoridae
Gene: bug
Product: thioredoxin domain-containing protein bug
Exons: 2
Coding region: 44-961 (305 amino acids)
Biological process (GO): cilium assembly
Cellular component (GO): cilium
Source: RefSeq, a predicted model, not a curated record
UAGAAAAAGAAGCAGCAGUGUUUAAGAAAAGCCAAAAUUAAUAAUGAAAAUUCAUAUAUUUACAUUAUUCCUUAUAAUUACUAUCAGCGCAACGGGAACCUAUGCGGCCAAUAAAAACUCAUUAUUUGUCAGCGUCUACAAACUGUUUGAUUUUUUACAAAAGGAUAAUCCCAACAAUGCCAGCAAUACCACAAAAACCGUGGAAGAGAUGACGGUAGACGAGUUGGGAGUAUCCAGAGGACAGUGUUUGUAUAGUUUUAUGCAGUACAUUAGCUAUAAAGACUCUCAACAAUGUCAUAUGGAUGAUGAGUAUAUUUUGCAUUUGCUACCCUCUACAACAGCCUCGGAAAGUCCACGAAAACCUCCCAUAAUGGUUAAAUGUCUGCCGGAUCAUCCCUCGAUAGUUAAUGGCACCAAUAAGUUUCGUGUUAUGGAAAGUGUUCAAGAAAUAGUGGAUUUGCUAAAGCCCAUAGGCAACAAUACCAAACGUUAUCAGCCGGGUAGCUGUGUUUUGGUAUUUUUCUAUACACCCACUUGUUUUACCUGCUCUUUGGUGGCCAUACCCAUAAAUGAUCUGCCAUAUGCCUUCAAAACAAUACCUGUAGCUGCCAUAGACGCCUACAAGUUUCCCAGCUUCAAUACGGAAUUUGGUAUUGUGGCAUUGCCCACGCUAAUGCUAUUCCAUCAGGGCAGACCGGUGGUCAAGUAUCGUGCUCAAGGUAAUCUAAAUACAUUUGUGACACGCCAUACGGGACUCAAACCAGCCGAAGUGCCUAAGCAUGGAAAUCCCUCGCCAUUAUCGCUGAAAGUACUGAGUCACACCGAUUAUGUUCUCAUAUUGGCUUGGUUGUUUAUUUUAUCCUGUGCUGGCUUUUAUUUCUCCAAAUCACAGUUAUUUAAGCAAAUUGUGGAAAUGAUAAAACGUAACUGGAGAGAAUCCGAAGCACAGCUGGAACAUUAGGAUACUAGCACGGGAUUAUUUUUAAAACUAGAUUUUUAAAUUGGAUGUAAGAUUCGUUUAAGUUGAUAACUUGCUUAAAUAUGUAGGAGGCGAUAGUAGAAACACGUUUAAUUGUGCUUUUGUUAUAUUUUAACAUGUGAAAUGCAUAUGAUAUGUGUUUAUCGGGUAUGUGAAAUAAAUUGAUGAUAACUUUGUAUUGUUUAACUAAAUCCUUGUUCAGAUGCUAGAACAAGAAAAUUAAUUGAAUUUUAAUUAAUCUAUAAAAAUUAUGAUUCGGUUUAAAAUCGUAAUCUAAUUAAAAUCGAUUUUUAUCACAUACCCUUAAUGCAAAAAAACAAUUUAAAUAUUCAUAUACCUAUUUUUCCUGUAAUUUUAAAUUGAUCUAUGGUUUAUUUAAGUCAUGUUAAAGUAACUAAAUUUUGUUUAUGAACAUGAUUUAUAAAAUUAGCUUUAAAUUCAAAUAUUUAUGUAUUUAUAUUAUAUAACAAUAAUUUGUCAUUUAUUGAAGACAAAAAUGUAUAUCAAUGCAACUUUAAUUUAUAACUAUGUUCCAAAAUUUGUCAGAUUUGCAGUAAAAACAACAAAAAAUCUCUAGGGGAAUUCUGAAACAAGCUAAAAAGACUAUACUGGAUGAAACAAAGCUAUAGUUUAUGUAAAAUUCAUUUCAUCGAUUUAUAUUUUAAAUAAAAGUAUGAAAAAAUAAAA